This is a messenger RNA of Meira miltonrushii, 1285 nucleotides long. RefSeq lists its product as uncharacterized. The coding region runs from base 83 to 1189 and encodes 368 amino acids. Gene Ontology annotation, cellular component: cytoplasm; nucleus. NCBI's taxonomy places the organism in Eukaryota, Fungi, Basidiomycota, Exobasidiomycetes, Exobasidiales, Brachybasidiaceae. The transcript has a single exon. The record is from RefSeq and is a predicted model, not a curated record.
AAUCAUCAUAAGCAGCCUAUAACGUACCCCGCAUAUACUCGAAUGACAUCCUACUUCCUACCACAAAAACACUUUAGACAAGAUGACAGAACCAACAUAUAGAAGGAGGAACAGGAUCCUAUGUCUACAUGGACCAACACAAUCAGCCGCCUCAUUUCGAGCAGCGCUCAAACCGAUUUGUGAUCGAAUGGAUAGGAAUUGGGAAUUUCAUUUCUUAGACGCUCCUUUCAUCAUUCAAGAUCCCGAUUCCACACCUUCGCAACGACAGGACACAGACACAUGGACAGAGGCUGCUAUACUGACAAGUCAGGCUGCUGCCAUUGAUGCAGAAUUAGACAACGCGAAAGAUAACAAGCAAAGAGACAAUCUGCAACAGAUCCGCAGUGAAUCAUGGCAAACCCUCAACAAAAGCAAAGAAGGUCAACUUGUUUGGGAAGCACAUCAGAAUGGAGGUGCAGAUGCAGUAGAAUCCUUGAUCAGCAGUAAAGUAGCACAAAGUAUGUGCAGGGAUUGGAUUGUAAAGCUACCAAACGCACAAACCGUUGGCGUUGAUGUAGGUUUGGAUUUGAUUGGUGAUUAUAUGCGUGAACAAGGUACAUUUCAUGGAGUGAUUGGAUUUGAUUCCGGUAGUACACUCGCUAUACUCGUUCAAGCCUUGCUAUCACAUCCACGUUCUUCCACACAAGCAUUUCCUACCUUUUUUGCUCAAUUACCCAAGGGAAUCUCACGUAUGCCACGAAUGGGAGGAUGGGAAGAACAGCCACCAGCACCGGAUGAUAGCCGAUUAGGAUCAGAGAAUUUGACAAAAGAUUAUGUACCAGCUCAAAAGCCAUUCGAAGCAAUCAUCGCAUAUCACCCCGACGCAGAAAUAUUAGGGGAACGAGUUAGAUCCUGGCUCACCACAAAGCAGCCCAUUCUCAAAAUCAACACAAGCGCCGACUCCUUCAUCAAUCAUAGCCUCGCAAUCGAACAUCCUAGCAAACUUAAUCCCUAUGCCCAAGAAUUAGAACAGAACGUCGUAUACGAUCAAGACACGUAUGUCUUCGACAAGGACUGGACGACCCAUCUGACCGAAUUUCUCAUACUGGCAAUAGAAAGCGGACAAGGUGAUCAAUCUGCCAGGAAAAGAAUCACAGAAUCCCUAAGCAUACCCUCCUCCAAGUCGUACAGACAAGCCUCCAAGCUCUGAGUGACUACACUGUACCCUCAUAGAUUUUGUAUUAUCAUUCGAUGCAAUUUGAGCGCUUCUAGAAAUUUAUUCAUUUCAUCAUGCAAAUAUCAACCG